GGUGUCUCCUGGGGGAAGGGAGAAAAUGGGAGGGGUGAGGUGUCAGUUCCCCAUUGGUCUGGGUCAGGCGUUCUGGGGAGGUCCCCACUGCACACACAAGUACAUUUACAUCCCAACCACAGCCCAUGCUCACUGAGCCGGCUCCAGAAACCAUGAGGCUGUCACUGCCACUGCUCCUGCUGCUACUGGGGGCUUGGGCUAUCCCAGGGGGCCUUGGGAAUAGGGCUUCGCUCACAGCCACUGCCCCACAGCUGGACGAUGAGGAGAAGUAUUCAGCUCAUAUGCCUGCUCACCUUCGCUGCGAUGCCUGCAGGGCGGUGGCCUACCAGAUGUGGCAACAUCUGGCAAAGGCAGAGGCCAAGCUUCACACCCCUGGGGGGCGUCAGGAGCUGAGUGAGUCGGUAUAUACAGACGUCCUGGAACAGAGCUGCUCCCAGACCUGGCAGGACUACGGGGUCCGAGAAGUGAACCAGGUGAAACAUCUCAUGGGCCCAGGACUUAGCCAUGGGCCAGAGCCAAGCGUCAGCGUGAUGAUCACGGGGGGCCCCUGGCCUACAAGGCUCUCCACGACAUGUUUGCACUACCUGGGGGAGUUUGGAGAAGACCAGAUCUAUGAAGCCCAUCAACAAGGCCAAGGGGCUCUGAAGGCAUUGCUGUGUGGAGGCCCCCGUGGAGUCUGCUCAGAGGAGGCACCAGUCACAAGGACAGAGCUCUAGUCCAGCUCCUGCUUCCCCUUUGUGGUCAGCCCCUGAAGACAGAGGGAGCUUCUUCUGGAUCUGUCCCCCUCCUUUCUGCAAGGCUGCUGAGGACAAGGAGAACUUCCUCACCUAGGCUGCCACUCUCUCCUCCUCCAGCUUUGGGGCACUGGGGCCUAGGCGAGGGGCCAAGGCCUUCCCCUCUGGACUCAAAUAAAACUCAGUG
This is a messenger RNA of Myotis myotis, 921 nucleotides long. It is a transcript of the gene MZB1, whose product is annotated as marginal zone B and B1 cell specific protein. The record is from RefSeq and is a predicted model, not a curated record. Lineage: Eukaryota; Metazoa; Chordata; Mammalia; Chiroptera; Vespertilionidae. Gene Ontology annotation, biological process: regulation of B cell proliferation. Gene Ontology annotation, cellular component: endoplasmic reticulum chaperone complex; extracellular region. The transcript is spliced from 4 exons. Bases 126 to 716 code for a protein of 196 amino acids.